AUACUUUUACUUCCAUUUUUACGGGACGCACUGUAAACGGAUGAGCUUUACUCCUGCGGCGCGUCUGUAAUAAUGUAACGAGCACUUCAGCUGGUCUGUCGCGGUUGCUUGUGUUAUUAUGGAGUGCGGAAUCAGCGGCGAUCAGAUGUGCUGCUGAUUCAGAUCAUCCACCCACAAACAGCGCGAUCUCCAUCUACUCUCACACACCACAGAGACUCAAAACAUGGGCAAACACUUCGUCCGCUAUUGGCUUUGGGCUCUGGUGGCUCUUUUCACCACCAAACGAGCGCCUGCUUUUAAUCUUGACAUCAGCAAACCCACAGUUUUCUCUGGACCUCCGGGAAGUUACUUUGGAUUUUCGGUGGCUUUCUUCAACCCUGAUAACAGCCAAUUAAACAUAUUGGUCGGUGCACCAAGGGCAAACACAUCUGAUCAAACCCCCUCUGCAGUCACAGAGAGGGGGGCUGUCUUCAGCUGUCCCUGGCAAAAAAGCGGCACAUGCACACAGAUUCAGUUUGACAGCACCGAUGACAGAAAGCAUUCCAAUGGACAGCAAAUGGAGUUUAAGUCAAAUCAAUGGUUUGGUGCCACUGUGCGUUCCUCUGGGGACCAAAUUCUGGCGUGUGCACCUCUCUACCAGUGGAGCACAUAUGGAUUUUCAGAAAGAGAGCCUGUCGGGACAUGUUACCUGAAGAAAGGCAAUAACAUUGUGGAAUAUUCACCCUGCCGCUCUAAGUCAAACUCACCUGAGGGGCAAGGAUUCUGUCAAGCAGGCUUCAGUGCUGACUUUGUAAAGAAGAAUCGGGUUGUUAUUGGAGGACCAGGAAGCUUUUAUUGGCAAGGUCAGCUGAUCUCCGAUGACGUCACCGAGGUCAUCAACAGAUACAAUAAGGAAUUUUUGACUCCUUACAGUAACCAGUUAUCAACCAAGCCAGCCGGGGCUCAGUAUGAUGACAGUUAUUUGGGUUACUCUGUGGCUGUUGGAGAUUUUAAUGAGGAUGGAGAAGAUGAUUAUGUCACUGGAGUUCCUAGAGGGGAGAAGGCUCUCGGAUAUGUCAACAUUUUUAACGGGAGGAACAUGGAGUCGAUGUAUAACUUCACAGGGACACAGAUGGCUGCUUACUUCGGUCAUUCUGUGGCUGCUGUUGACGUUAAUAAUGAUGGGAAAAUGGAUUUGUUUGUGGGGGCUCCUCUAUUUAUGGACCGGGGCUCAGAUGGCAAACUGAGGGAAGUGGGUCAGGUCUAUGUCUACCUAGGAAAAGGUGGCUUCACCUUCAACAGUGUCAUCAAACUCACCGGCUCCGAGAUCUAUGCUCGAUACGGAAGCUCAGUCUGCAGCGUGGGAGACCUUAACAUGGACGGAUAUAACGAUGUGGCCAUUGCUGCUCCAUAUGGUGGGCCGUUCCACCGCGGCCUGGUGUACAUCCAUAAUGGCCGUUCCACAGGGCCCAAUCCUGUGGCCUCUCAAGUUCUGGAAGGAACAUGGGCAUCUGUGUCCAUGCCAUCCAGCUUUGGUUAUUCCAUGAAUGGAGGCACCGAUGUGGAUCAGAAUGGAUACCCUGACCUGAUUGUUGGGGCUUUUGGAGCUGACAAAGCCAUUCUGUACAGGGCCCGUCCCGUCAUCAGUGUGAACACCACGUUGGAUAUUAGCCCACAGAUCUUGAAUCCUGAAGACAAAAGCUGUACCUUGCCUAGUACAGCUACUAAAGUUUCCUGUUUCACUGUGAAGUACUGUCUCAAGGCUAGUGGCAAGGGAGCGCCAUCUUCCCUUCUUUUCCAAGUGGAUUUGACCCUGGACCGCCUCAAGCACAAAGGAGCCAUCAAACGGGUGCUGUUCCUCUACAACAAGAUGUCUCAUUAUUCGAAGAACAUGACCGUCAACAACAACCAGGGGCUGGCCUGCGAGGAGCUUCAGGCUUAUUUAAUAGAUGACUCAGAAUUCAGGGAUAAGAUCACACCCAUCUCUGUUUUUAUGGAGUACAGUUUGGAUUUCAAAUCGGCUGCAGAUAAAACCGGCCUCUUGCCCAUCCUUGACCAGUCUGCUCCUACAAACGUCACCAAGCAGGCUCACAUACUCCUGGAUUGUGGCGAGGACAAUAUCUGCAAGCCAGACUUAAAACUGUCUGUGGUGAGUGACCAGAACGAGAUCUACAUAGGUGACGACAACCCACUGACCCUGGAGGUCACAGCAGAAAAUGGAGGAGAAGGGGCAUACGAGGCUGACCUGAUCGUCACUCUUCCAUCACAGGCCGAUUUCACUGCGGUCGUGCGUAACAGUGAGACGUUGUCCAGACUGUCCUGUGCUUUCAAGAAAGACAAUCAGACCAGGGUGGUCGUGUGUGAUCUUGGCAACCCAAUGAAAGGAGGAACUAAGAUAGUAGCAGGAUUGCGCUUCAGCGUGCAUCAGCUCUCUGAACAGGACACAGAAGUCAAGUUUGGAUUGCAGAUUCAGAGCACAAAUCAGUUCAACAAUACCAGCAAUCUGGUGUCUGUUGUCACAAAGCUCGCUGUGCUGGCCAAAGUGGAAUUAAGAGGGGUUUCUGCGCCAGAGCAGGUGUUUUUACCUAUUGCUAACUGGCAGCCGAAAGAGAAUCCUGUUCUGGAGGAUGACAUUGGCCCUCUUGUACAGCACAUCUAUGAGCUAAGAAACAAAGGACCCAGUACAUUCAGCAAGGCCAUUUUGGAUGUGCAGUGGCCCUACAGAUUCAACAACGGCUCUCUGCUUUACAUCACCAAGUUUUCAGUGGACGGAAACAUGAACUGCAGCUCAAACAGGGAGCUCAACCCUCUGAAUGUCACAAGUCCCAGAUUUCUUGACCAGAAUGACACCUCUGCAAGUGGAGCAGAGGGAAGAAACAGACACAAUGUUCAUCGCAGAGACCUGGAGGAAAAACAUGGGGAAGAAAACCUGGAGAUUCUGGAUUGUGGGAAUGCAGAGUGUCAGGAGAUCAAGUGUUUCGUUGGCCGUCUGGAGAAAGGCCAGAGUGCAAUUCUAUUUAUUUAUUCUAGACUGGCCGUGAACACCUUUCUCAAGGCUGAAAGUCAAAACAAGUCAUACAUUGUUCGAUCCUCGGCUUCCUUUAGUGUGAUAGAGAUGCCGUAUAAAAACCUGAAUCCUGAGCUCCCAACCAGCACUCAGUCGGCGUCCCUGAAGGUGAUCUGGAAUUCGGAGAACCCUCAGCCUGUCCCGGGAUGGGUUGUGGCUCUGGCUGUUCUGGCUGGACUGCUGCUUCUGGCUCUGCUCAUCUUUGUCAUGUAUAAGCUGGGCUUCUUCAAUCGCGUUCGGCCUCCACAGGAGGACCGCACAGAGAAAGAGCAGCUUCAGCCGCAGGAGAACGGAGACCGAAACACUGAAGCCUGAGCUCUGCAUCUUCACCAGUGCCAACACACCAAUGCCACAUCCACUGUCGUGUCCUGACUGUAGUGCCCUGACACACUCACUCUGAUGUCCUGAUGACACACACUACUGCUGCUGUGGACGUUUCUAGUGGAUUGAAUUAAGACUGUGCCAAUUCUUUCCCAUCAUGCUCCUUUCCUUCUUUAACUGCACUGAGUCUUAAAAGCGGAUUUCGUUUUCAGUUGGGCGUAGAGAUUAACAUCUUUAAAAGUGUUACACGUUGAAAUUGUUUACUUUAAUUAAGGUAAAAUAAUCAUUAAAACAGUACUUUUUAAGCUCUUUUUAUUUUGAGGAAAGAGGUGAGUUUUGUACAUUUUUAGAUGCUGGUUCUGCUUCAGUUUGGGGUUUUUUCUGUUGGAUUUUUCCAUCUCUUUUCCUUUGCAGAUUUUUUCAGCUCCUGAAUUUGGACUCUGAUUUAUUAUUUGGGCGUAAGGUGUAUAAUUUUUGAGAAAAUGUUCUUCUGUUUGUCUACUGUACACAUUAUUUUAGAGCAGGGUUAUGUAUGUGCUUAUUAAUAAGUAUAAGUAAAAAAGAGAAAGUAAUCAACAUUUUUGCACAACAGAGCAAUAAAAAAAGCAGCAAUUAUGUACUUUACAAACUUACCACCAACAAAGAUUCACUAUGAGUUUAAAUUCACUGUCAGUUUGAAGAUUCUUCUCAGUCAAAACUGAAGAGAAGGUAUUUUUAUAGACGAAAGCUACUUUUUAUUAUUUUUUUCUCAGUAUCUCCAACACAGAUUUAUGGCUUAUUUGUAAAAUCUCAAUUGUGCAUUUUUCUUGAAAACUUUCUUGAUAAGUUAGCCACUUAUUUAUGUAUGCUGAAUAUUAAGGGUUUCCUGUGAGAAUUGAUCAAUCUCUUUUACCCAAACAUGUGUUAAAUACAUUUUGUGUGAAAUA
This is a messenger RNA of Danio rerio (zebrafish), 4293 nucleotides long. It is a transcript of the gene itgav, whose product is annotated as integrin, alpha V. The record is from RefSeq and is marked provisional. Gene Ontology annotation, cellular component: integrin complex; membrane. Gene Ontology annotation, biological process: cell adhesion. Lineage: Eukaryota; Metazoa; Chordata; Actinopteri; Cypriniformes; Danionidae.